Messenger RNA from Cantharellus anzutake, 754 nucleotides. RefSeq lists its product as uncharacterized. NCBI's taxonomy places the organism in Eukaryota, Fungi, Basidiomycota, Agaricomycetes, Cantharellales, Hydnaceae. Bases 1 to 558 code for a protein of 185 amino acids. The record is from RefSeq and is a predicted model, not a curated record. The transcript has 3 exons.
AUGCCCGAUUCUUGGAGCACUCUCGUCCCUGUUCCUCCUUACUUCCCUUUUCUCUCUCCCCCGCAGUCGUACACCUAUGCUAUCCCAAACCCAAACAGGUCAAGGCUACGACUGACAGAACGCCGGAAUCUACCUCAUGAAACUCAGGAUUUAAGUGACGAGGAAGAAGAAGUUGAAGAUGAGCUGCUCCGCAUCAGAGAGCGUGCUCAGGAUUUUUAUAUACCCAUUGGGAAGACGGCAACCGCCCAUGAGGAACGAGCAGAUGCAAAUCUUGACUCAGCAAGUUCUUCGGAAGCAAGCACGUCACAAGGGAAUAAUUCCGAUAAUGAGGGCGAAUUAGGCGAAGAGGAAGAGGAAGAGGAAGAUGGUGACGAUGAAGAUGACGACGACGACGAAGAUGACGAUGAAGAUGAAGAUGAAAAUGAAGACAUGGAUCAGGGGAUGCAAGAUUUGGAUGAUGAUGAUGGCGACAAUGAGCUCGGAGAAUCAUACGAGGAGACCGGGGAGUAUGGUUCCAGCUUCAUUGUGGAUGCUCGCGAACUCCCCUCACCCUCAUGAAAUUAUACUAGGCUAUAUUCCCCGGUAAUUUAAUUGCCAAGUAAAAAAGCCCACAAUGCAUCUGGUUGCUUAAAAUCAUGGUGCAGCAUGCUGACCAACCAACGAUCUUCUUGGAUGCCCUUCAGGGUAGCCCUGGACGGAGAGUUCGGGGGAUAGAACUGUGCCCAUUGGGACCACACGGAGAAUGCCUCAUCCU